AUGGAAUUUCACCAAAAUAACAAUGGAAGAGAAGUUGUGGUCGAAGAUGAGAGGCAUCUAAUAGCAGGAGCCCCGAGCCCUGAAAGCCCGUGCUCCAAAAGCUAUUGCAACAACACCAACAACAACAGCAACAACAACAACAACUGCAAUUGCCAGACCAAUACUUCCAACACAAGCAACAACAAAGAACAGGACAGGUUCCUCCCCAUCGCCAACGUGGGGAGGAUCAUGAAAAAAGGCAUCCCAGCCAACGGCAAGAUCUCCAAGGACGCCAAGGAGACGGUCCAAGAAUGCGUGUCCGAAUUCAUCAGCUUUGUCACGGGAGAGGCCUCUGAUAAAUGCCAACGCGAGAAGAGGAAAACCAUCAACGGGGAUGACAUUAUCUGGGCCAUAACCAUUCUUGGUUUCGAAGAUUAUGUCACUCCGUUAAAGCAUUAUCUGGCCAAGUACAGAGAAUUAGAAGGCGAGAAGCUUAACGUCCCGAAACAACAACGGCUGCAUGAUCAGAAAGCAGGCAUGCAGUACCCCAGUAGUAGUGUAUAUUCACCGCCCAAUCUCAUUUCUCAGCCGUCUUUUGUGCCCAGUGAUCCCACUUUCUCCUUGCCUUUCCCGCAAAACUCAAUGCAACCGCAGUACAAACAGGAGAGCAUUGAUGCUGUGGGACAUUGGUAAGAACAAAGGGUCUGUGUGUGUAAAAUCAUUUGUAUAUUUCUUUGGUUUUGGUUACAUGUAUUAUUAUUAUUAUUAUUAUGAUAUACAAUAUACUGUACUGUGAUAGACAUAUACAUUUUGGAAUUGUUACCAGAAGAUGAUAGUAUUUGGUUAGGAAACAGAGCAAGUGAAUAAUUACGUGCUGUGGUUUACUUGUAACAUACAGUUUCAAAUGUGUUAUUCAUCACAAUACACAAGAAUU
Daucus carota subsp. sativus is the source of this 913-nucleotide messenger RNA. RefSeq names its product nuclear transcription factor Y subunit B-3. The record is from RefSeq and is a predicted model, not a curated record. Gene Ontology annotation, cellular component: CCAAT-binding factor complex; nucleus. The transcript has a single exon. Gene Ontology annotation, biological process: regulation of transcription by RNA polymerase II. Gene Ontology annotation, molecular function: DNA-binding transcription activator activity, RNA polymerase II-specific; protein heterodimerization activity; RNA polymerase II cis-regulatory region sequence-specific DNA binding. The coding region runs from base 1 to 672 and encodes 223 amino acids. NCBI's taxonomy places the organism in Eukaryota, Viridiplantae, Streptophyta, Magnoliopsida, Apiales, Apiaceae.